UAGAGUGACAAUCUAACAGAAGGACUUCACUUGCUUUUUAUUUCCAGCAUCUGGUGUAAAUCAUUUUACAUGUAUUUUCUUUGAUCCUUACUAUAACGCUAUGAGGUAGGUGCUAUUAUUAACUUCAUUUCAUGUGUGAGCAAGAGGAGGUUUGGAGGAGUAAACUAAUCGUCUAAGGCCACCAGCUAGGAAAUGGCAGAGCCAGGACUUGAACGCAGGCUGACUCUAGAGCUCAUUCUUUUUUUUAAUUUUUUUUUUUUUUUUUUUUUUUUUUUGAGACAAGGUCUUGCUCUGUCACCCAGGUUGGAGUGCAGUGGUACAAUCACAGCUCAAUCACAGCUCACUCUAGCCUCAACCCCCCAGGCUCAAGUAAUCCUCCCACCUCAACCUCCUGAGUAGCUAGGACUACAGGUGCGUGCCACCAUGCCAAGCUAAUUUUCUUUUAUUUUUUGUAGAGACAGAGUCUCACUAUGUUGCCUAGGCUAGUCUCUAACUCCUGAGCUCAAGUGAUCCACCUGCCUUGGCCUCCCGAAAGUGCAGGGUUAUAGGUGUGAGCUACCAUGCCCAGCCUAGAGCUCACCCUCUUAACCACUUCAUAGAUGGUCUGAAUCUUGGAAUAUGGGUCCGUAAAGGUCUCCUCCUAUUCGAUUUCAGGCAGCCUUGGGUUAGCUUGGCGGUCUGGGUCUCUCUGAGCAUGUCUACCCAGGGUGUGCUUCAGAGUCACUAGAAAGUUGAGGGGUUUUGAGAUUGGGGAUAACUCCAGGGAAUCCUGGGCCCUACUUCCACCUUCAACCAUAAUUGAUAAAAUAGAGAGCUUUUCUCAUUUACUUAACUUCUCUUGUCCAGUUUUUGAGUAGCUAGUAACCUAUAGGAAAGUGGGUGGGACAGUCACAAAAAAAUGUGUCCUAAUGUGAUCUUAACCUCACUAUGGCCUAGUGCUAUGUGGUCAUUUGAUUAGAGGGGUAUGUUAUAUAAAAUAUGAUUUAAAGAAAAACAAGAACAACCCUAAACCAGUGUGAUUUUUGCCGUGAGAAAACAGAAUUGGGUGUUCAAAAUGAGAAUGUGUUCAGCGCUAGCUUCAUCUUCAGUUUCCCAGUCUCCCUUUGAUACCUCCUCCGUGUGUCAUGACCUUUUCCAUGACCUUCAGGGACUGGGCCUGCUGACUUAUACAAAAGCCUCCUCUUUGGAAAGGAUUUGAACCUUGGAGAGAAUUUAAGAGAUGAGUUGCCUUUUCCUAGAGCAUUUACAUUUUAAACUUUAUCCUCACUUGUGGCAUGAGAGAUUCUGUUUCCUGCUAAAGCAAUUUCAGGCAGUAGCAAAUAGGUGGGGAAGGAGCUUUACGGGAGGAAAUCCUUUAGGGUCUCCCUGUGAUUCAUGCACACGGUCCUCUGAACCUGCUAGGGAUAAUUUUCCUCACUUAGUAAUAAUAACAACAACUACACACUUACGAGCACUUGUUCUGCCAGGCAUUUGUGGCCAGUGCUUGGCAGGCAGUAUCUCUUUGCACCCUCACACUCAUCUGUGAGGACAGUUUCCCUUUAUAGAUUAAGAACCCGAGGCCCAGAGAUGUUAUGUAAACUUCCUAGGGACACAGAGCUAGUAAUAGGCAGAGCUAAGAUUUGAACCCAGGUCUUUUUAGUACCAGACCCUGAAUUUGUAGGAUUAGUGCCUUCAGGAUGACAUGGAGGGACCUCACUGCCUUGAUCUGUUAUUUAUCAAGAGUCAAACUUGAAAAGGCUGUCAGGGAAACCUCCAGGCUGCAUCUUGGGCAAAGAUUGGCUUGAAACACGCAUUUCCCAAGCCUGGCCUUGGACACCAACUAUAAAAAGAGGCCAUUACUGGUGUAUCCUUGGUUAGUUCUGGGUAUACGUUCUGGAUCCUCACUCAUCUCAUCUGCACUGACAUCCUCACUCACGGCAUUUACAGACUUAACACGCCAGGCUCUGUGUGAGCAUUUACCUCUUUCAACCCUCACCAUAAUCCCACAAGGAGGCACAGUUCUUUUACCCAUUUUGAAGACGAAGAAACACAGUCUCAGAGAAGUUUGGUCACAAUAUCACAAGGAGGUAAGUAGCAGAGCUGAGAUUGGAGCCCCGGCCUGUGUGAUCCCAGAGCACCAGCAAUACCGUCUCGGCCUCGGCUCCUGGGUUAUACCCUCUGUCACGCCAAGCCCAUCAGCCCGCCUGUGCUGUCUCCCUCUGUCUGUCCUAGUUCGGAUGGAUAUGGCGAGUUUUGCCGGCUCCUGGCCCUCUGGCUGCCUCAUCCCUCUCGUCUUCCUCUGGCUGUCUGUGCAUGUGUCAGGCCGCGCAGGGGAUGCCGGCAAGUUCCACGUGGCCCUACUAGGGGGCACAGCUGAGCUGCUCUGCCCUCUCUCCCUCUGGCCUGGGACGGUGCCCAAGGAGGUGAGGUGGCUGCGGUCCCCAUUCCCGCAGCGCUCCCCGGCUGUUCACGUGUUCCGGGAUGGGAAGGACCAGGAUGAAGAUCUGAUGCCGGAAUAUAAGGGGAGGACGGUGCUGGUGAGAGACGCCCAAGAGGGAAGUGUCACUCUGCAGAUCCUUGACGUGCGCCUUGAGGACCAAGGGUCUUACCGAUGUCUGAUCCAAGUUGGAAAUCUGACUAAAGAGGACACCGUGAUCCUGCAGGUUGCAGCCCCAUCUGUGGGGAGUCUCUCCCCCUCAGCAGUGGCUCUGGCUGUGAUCCUGCCUAUCCUCGUACUUCUCAUCAUGGUGUGCCUUUGCCUUAUCUGGAAGCAAAGAAGAUCAAAAGAGAAGCUUCUCUAUGAACAUGUGACGGAGGUGGACAAUCUUCUUUCAGACCAUGCUAAAGAAAAAGGAAAACUCCAUAAAGCUCUCAAGUUGAAAAGAGCUGCAGCAAACUCAGGCUGGAGAAGAGCCCGGUUGCAUUUUGUGGCAGUGACCCUGGACCCAGACACAGCACAUCCCAAACUCAUCCUUUCUGAGGACCAAAGAUGUGUAAGGCUUGGAGACAGACGGCAGCCUGUACCUGACAACCCCCAGAGAUUUGAUUUCGUUGUCAGCAUCCUAGGCUCUGAGUACUUCACGACUGGCUGCCACUACUGGGAGGUGUAUGUAGGAGACAAGACCAAAUGGAUUCUUGGGGUAUGUAGUGAGUCAGUGAGCAGGAAGGGGAAGGUUACUGCCUCACCUGCCAAUGGACACUGGCUUCUGCGACAGAGUCGUGGGAAUGAGUAUGAAGCUCUCACAUCCCCGCAGACCCCCUUCCGCCUUAAAGAGCCUCCACGGUGUGUGGGGAUUUUCCUGGACUAUGAAGCAGGAGUCAUCUCUUUCUACAAUGUGACUGACAAGUCUCACAUCUUUACUUUCACCCAUAAUUUCUCUGGCCCCCUUCGCCCUUUCUUUGAACCUUGCCUUCAUGAUGGAGGAAAAAACACAGCACCUCUAGUUAUUUGUUCAGAACUACACAAAUCAGAGGAAUCAAUUGUCCCCAAGCCAGAAGGUAAAGGCCAUGCUAAUGGAGAUGUGUCCCUGAAGGUGAACUCUUCCUUACUGCCCCCGAAGGCCCCAGAGCUGAAGGAUAUAAUCCUGUCUUUGCCUUCUGACCUUGGCCCAGCCCUUCAGGGGCUCAAGGUUCCUUCUUUUUAGGGAUAUGCCACACUACCUGCUCCCAUCACCAUCCAGCCCAGCACCAUGGACUUCAGUCGCCUGGCCCAACCCCACGAUUAUGGAACAUCUCUUCACCUUAACCCAAAUUGAGACCCUUUUGUGGUUUCUAUUUGUACCACUUUUCUCCCAGGACUCAGUUCUGAAGCUUAUAUUUCUUCUAAGGAAUUGAAGUUCCCAGUGACCUGGAGGGAGGAUUCCUGGAAACCAAACAAUCAGUUUAGGUGUAGGUGGAGAUGUUGAAUAUGUGUUACCAAGAUACAGCACAGGUUCAGGGAAAAGAGUUCUCUACUCCAGGGGUUAUUUAGAAGACACUUUCUCUGCCUCAUCCUGCCCUCAAGCUUUAGUCAAGAAGUUAUGGCCCCCAGUCCCUGACUUCUUACUUAUCCCAUUGAGGACUGCCUUUCUCUCUUUCUCUCUCUCAGUUCUGACCUCUGCCCCCCAAAGUCAGCUUUCUAAAAGCAAGCAUGUUUUAGACCACUCACUCUUUCCCUCUUUCUUCAGGAAUGAGUUGGGGAAGGCUGAUGAGUAAAACAUACCAUCCUUUUCUGUUUUCUUGAUGCUGUUUACAACAUAGUUUGGUGAUAUCCAGAGCUAAUGUACAUGCUUUCAAAAGCUAAUCUGCCUGUUGAUGAUAACUAGGUACAGCGACUUUAAACACAGUUGCUAUAAUCCUGAAAAGCCCCAGGAGCACAUCAGGGAGCUGGGAAGCACAGCUGCAGAGAACUCAGCUGUAUAUUGCCCUCUGACCUUGGCCCAGACCUUCAGAGGCUCAGUCUGUUGAGUCUGUUGUGACUGUCUUAUGAAUCAAUCUGUUGUGCCAACCCUUUCUGAGAUUCAGAGAGGCCCAACUAGAAAAAGUGGCAGUUUUAACCACCAACGUAGAAGCUUUUUUUUCCCCACAAGACCAUUGUACUGCAAUACUUCAGUAUUUGUGUAGCAAACAGCCUCUUAGGUUGGAGAGUAUUGAUUUCAAAUAGGAAGCUGGUAGACUAGGUGUGAAGAUGAAAUAAUGACCUUGAUUUUUGGGUGUGUAUUGCAGAAGCCUAGUCACUUUCAAGUCACACCACAUAUGUGAUCUGGCCUAAUCGUGGAGAUACUGGUUAUCAGUUUGCAGAUGAAUACACAGUUCUAUCCAACAGAAACUGUAUCUUUCUGUUUGUCAGAAGUUCUCCGUUACUUCCUGUAUUAGUCAAGGUUUUCCAGAGAAACAGAAUCAAUACAUACUGGGGUAGGGGGGCGGUGGUUAUUAGAAGGAAUUGGUUCACAUGAUUAUGGAGGUGGUUAAAUCCCAAGAUCUGCAGGGUAAGUCAGCAAGAUGGAGUCCCAUGAGAGCUGAUGGUUUAGUUCCAGUCUGAUGGCAGCAGGCUUGACACCAAGGAAGAGAUGAUGUUUAAUUCAAGUCUGAAGGCAGGGAAAAAGCUGAUGGCCCUGUCCAAAGGCUAUUAGGCAGGAAAAAUUCUCUUAGUCAGGGCAGAGUUAGCUCUUUUGUUCUAUUCAGGCCUUCAACUGAUUCAGUGAGGCCCGCCCACAUUUGGGAGGACAGUCUGCAUUACUCAGUCUACUGAUUUGAAUGUUAAUGCCAUUGAGAAACACCCUCGCAGGAACACUCAGAAUAAUGUUUGACCAAAUAGCUGGGCAUUUUGUGACCCAGUUAAGUUGAUACAUAAGAUUAACUAUCACAGUGACUCAGUGGAAUUGUUUGCUUUUGUACAGUUUUACAAUAAAAGUUUAGUAUUUGUGUUUUGG
Molecule: messenger RNA, 5390 nt
Organism: Symphalangus syndactylus (siamang)
Lineage: Eukaryota; Metazoa; Chordata; Mammalia; Primates; Hylobatidae
Gene: ERMAP
Product: erythroblast membrane associated protein (Scianna blood group)
Molecular function (GO): protein binding
Source: RefSeq, a predicted model, not a curated record